Molecule: messenger RNA, 668 nt
Organism: Strongylocentrotus purpuratus (purple sea urchin)
Lineage: Eukaryota; Metazoa; Echinodermata; Echinoidea; Camarodonta; Strongylocentrotidae
Exons: 3
Coding region: 1-414 (137 amino acids)
Source: RefSeq, a predicted model, not a curated record
AUGGACUAUCAAAUCAGGUAUCUUUACUGGAGUCGUCACGAAGGAAUAGAUCGGAAACUAUUAAACGGAACCGAUAAGGAAGGUGGCAUUGAGGAGGUCAUUCAACUGCAAAUGUUCUCCAAGAUGAAUGGACUCACUAUAAACCCUGAUGGUACCCGACUAUUCUUCUGCGAUGAAAAUUCGAAACAAGCUCUGUAUUUGGACAUCGGGUCAAGUAGCGCCGUCGUACUUAUCAGAGAAUACGAACUCCGAGACGUUAGCAUGGAUGGUAAUGGCGUUCUCUAUUGGCUUGAGUCGGGCGAGAAACUUAUUCUUGUGAUGGAUGACUAUGAACUCAGCACAGAUUUCAACAUUGAGGAGGAAGGUCAAUUCAAUAACCCGCAACGUAUCCAUAUCGCCCUCGUCAAUUCUUGAACUAGUGAUCCAGGGGCACAUCCUUGAUUCUGAAGAAAACAAAUUAAAAAAGAGGGGGGGGGGGGGCACUGUUCCGAAAAAAUGUCUGACAAUUAUUAAAAAUAAAACCACUUUUUUUUUUUAAAUCCAGUAAGGACAUUGAGGUUUUAUCGAUAUUUGAGAUGGGGUGAAGAAUAUGUCAUGAUUUUAUAAAUAUACCGGAAAUAUACGUUUUCUCUCUUUUUAUACAACGAUAGUUAUAAUAUUAAUAAUAA